AUGGCCACUCCCCAACAACAGCAGAGCCAGCUGUAUGAGCUGCUGCUCUAUGGCCACCGACAUGCCGAGAACCCCGAGCUGCAACCGCUGCAGCGAGCGACCAUUGCCCGCCAGCUCUACUCUUGCAUUCUAGGGCGACCUGAAUGGCAGUCGUGCUUCUUGCCAGAUGAAGCUACCACCACCGGCGCCAGUAGCAGCUCGAGUACAGUGAGCAUUGCCAGCUCUACAAACAGCAACGCGUCCACCUCGGCGCCCUCGCCCAAGAUCCCGUCGUGGGAUAACCUCCAUGAAUGGCUGGCGCCCACUGCAGAGGGCUUCGCACCCGAACGCACCUGGUCGCUCUACGAGGCCCAACUUGCCGUCGAGGAGCGUAACAAGCGUGCAGGCAAAGUGACUCGUAAACCCAAGCCCGGGGCAGUUUGUGGUAAAGUCUUGCAGCGCUAUGACCGGACAUACAUCUGCAAGACCUGUGCCAACGAUUCGUCGUGCGUUCUUUGUGUCGACUGCUUCCACGCUGGAAACCAUGAGGGCCACGAGGUUCUGUUUGGCCUGUCGUACACCUUUGCGGCCGUAUGUGACUGUGGCGACGCCUCGGCAUGGCGAAACAAUGGCCACCUGGGCUGCUCGCACCACCCUCCGCUCGAGGAAGGCGCUGAGGAGCCGCAGCCACAGGCCAACCCGCCUCAGCAGCUCGGCAAGGCGCUGUACGACACGAUCGUCACGGUGAUCGAGUUUAUCAUAACUGUCAUGCAGCACUCGCCCCUGCCAAACGACUUUGGUAAGCUUCCGACCACCCGCGCCGAAAUGUGGCAAGGAAACGGACCCUCUGGCGAGCCCAAGGACAGGCGCGGACGCGGCCCAUGGGCUGUCACUGCGUGGGCCGACGAGAAGCACGUCUUGAGAGAGGUCACGCGCCAGUUCCGCGACGCUCUCGGUGUGACAUGGGACACUGCCGAGCGAUAUGCAAAGGAGAUGGACGAAGUGGGACGUAAAGUUCUCAUUGUCACACAUCUCGACACGGUCGCGUUCCACACCGCCUCGAUGCUGCAGCAGAUCGACAUUGGUGUCACGCUCCGCAACGCUGCCGACGUCUACAAGGAAGAGGUCAUUGGCAUGUUGCUGCAGUGGCUGAGCGACAUGUGCAAGGUCACCAUCUGCGGCGAGGAAGACCUCGUGCGACGCUAUGUGGCCAUGGCUCUCUUCUCGCCGCGGACAAACACCGGUGCUUCGGAAGGGACCCCACUUGCUGCCGACCUCACAGACCUCGAAACGGACGUUCCCGGGGGAACCCCGGACCCGAAGCGUUUCGACUGGCUGAUGCGCACCGACGUGCGCCUGUGGAAGAAGGCCAAGUGGCAACUGCGUGAAAUCUACUCUGCCGUCUUUGUGCUUGGGUGGGAUAUCAAGCGCGAGUUUGCCACCCGCUACUCGGUCAACUAUGCCCACACCUUUGAGCACUACCUGUACCAGGACAGGGACGACUCGAGCCUCGCGUUUUCCAUGUCGUACAUGCUCCUCGGUAGGAGUGCCGCGUGUGGCGAGGCCAUUGUCGAGAGCAACCUCUUCCGGUCCGUCCUCGACACGGCCUUCACAUACUACUCGCUCAAGUCGGCAAACAGCGACGACCAAAUGCCAACAGCGGCAGUGGACCGCUUUGACAUUGACUCGCACGCUUUCCGUGGUAAAAAGGGCCUGACCCUGCUGGGCCACCUCCGUGCGUUGCUCAAGUACAAAGAGGUCAAGGAGCAGCUCGUUCGCGACGACUUCAUGUUCCAACGAACCCUCACCUUCCUGAACAACUUUGUGGGCCUUCAGAGCCAGCGCCGCGAAUUAGAACGCCACGUAGAGUACGAAAUCGACUGGAUCAAGAGCAUCAGCGUGCUCCCAGAUCUGACCAAGCUCGCUCGCGAGUUUGGCGAGGCUUUCCAGACUGCAACACCGAUUGGGCUUCUCCGUUCUCUGCACGUUGUUGCGGUGCGUAUCAUCUGCGACAUGACCCUCAUCUCGUCGACUCUGGAUCCCAAGCACUAUGCGGUCCCGCCAUGGCAUGAGGUCUCAGAUGUCUUGGCUGUUGGCUCCAAGUUCACCCUCAUCAAGCACGAUGUUCUCCGCAUCACCGGCUUUUCCUUCCACCACUACAUGCAUCUCGUCUUUGCCGAAAUGCUCAAGUCGAUCGGCCCCGUCGCCUUCACCCAAGAACUGGCGGUGCACUACACGCAAAACACGUUUAUCGACAUGGUAAACCACGAUAUCCUCCGCGACGACUUUGAGCGGUACAAGCUCCUGAUCAUUGAGUGGCCAUUGGAGAAACACGUUGUGCUGUCGCAGAUUCGCUUGGGCAUGUGGGCCAAGAAUGGUGCGGCGAUGCGUCACCAGUACCACCACUACCGCGACCUUGGAUUGCGCGAGUUUACGAUUGACCAAGAGUUUUUCAUGCUCCAGUUUGGUCUUUGCGUCCUCGACCAGGCUCACUUCAUGACGGCUCUCAUUGACCGGUACGGCCUGACCAACUUCUUCCGACUGGACGUCAUGUCCCCGGAAGUGUGGGAGGGCGACAUGGACCCCCGCGACUGCGUGGCCAUGUAUGAGGAGCUGCUGCUCCUCGUCAUCCACCUGGUCUCCGAUACAGUCAUGGUGAACGGCUGGCAGCAGGACAGGAUCACGCGCAAGCACAUCCUGCACGCCCUCGCCCUCGGCCCGCUCUCGUACUCGGAAAUCGUCCGCAAACUUCCCGAGCGUUCGCACGAGCGUGGCAGUCUCGUCCCCAUUCUCGACGAGGUGGCCGACUUCCGCCCGCCAACCGACACGGCCACGGGCUCGUACGCGCUCAAACCAGAGAUCUUUGACGAGGUCGACCCGUACUGGCGUCAGUACAGCCGCAAUGAGCAACGUGAUACCGCCGAGGUUCUCCUCCAGCGUGCCAAGAAGCUGGAUCCGAGCAACCCGUCGCCCGUGAUCAAGCCGCUCCCCGUCGACGUGCCUGCUCGUCCCCUGCCGUUCUCGGACCUGGCCGACUUUUUGUCCACGCCAGUGGCCUCGAGCCUUGUUCACUGGACGCUUGCACACUGUAUGCUUCUCGCUCAGCCCGGUGACUGGCCAGGUCAGGCGACCAGCCUGGGUCAGCCUUCGGGUCACCAGAUGCCUUCGAUGGAAGCGCUUCUUAACCUCGCCCUGCACAUCACGAUGAUGGCGCUCAACGUCGACGCCAGCGGGUUUGCGAUGCGUUCGCUCGAGAUUAUCGACACGAGCGGCUCGAUGAGCAUGUUCCAGAACCUGUGGUUCAUGCAGACCAACCCUCCCUUUGAGCCGUUCCGUGCCAAGAUCGACUACAUCCUCGAGCUCAUCGUCGCCCACUUGCCCGAGACCUACACUGUCGACUACCGUGCACAGCGCGAUGCCCAGCUGUUGGCCAAGCAGGAGGCCCAAAAGUCUCCCCGCCACGACGCCAAGGCCCAGGCGCACGCUCGCCAGGCAGCCCUCAAGGCCCGUUUUGCUCAGCAGCAAAAGUCGUUUGCAGCAUCAUUCCUCGACGAGGACGAUGGCGAGGAGCCCGAGGAGGACGAGGAGCCCAAGAACUAUGGGUCGUGCAUUGUCUGCCAAGAGCCAGUGCACCCUGGCCGUACUGGUGGCAUGCUUGCGUUCCUCCAGCCGAGCCGUAUUGUGCGCGACGCGGUGACGGACCGGGAUUGGUUCGAAGAGGUACUCCUUGCACCAUCCGACCUGGACCGCGAGACGCGGUACCUGCGCUACGGACUGGGUACGACCAACGAACCUGCCAGCACGGACGCGUACCCUUCAGCCAACCUCCGGUUUGGCGUCUACGUCUCGGCGUGCAACCACCUCAUGCACGACUCGUGCAUCAACUCGUACAAUGAGCUCACGCGAAACCGCCAGGCCGCACAGGUGGCUCGUCACCAGCCCGAAAACGCUAUGCGCCACGAGUACAUGUGCCCACUGUGCAAGAGUGUCGGCAACGUGCUGAUCCCUCUGGACCCGACCUCGGCCGUCUUGCGGCCUAUCCCCAAGAGCAAGGUUGCCCUAGGCCUCCCGCCGACUCUGAGCGAGCGUAUCCGCGCCGUGUCCGAGGAAGGUCUCUUGCGCGUUUCCGACUCGGCCAAGAUCUGGGACUACCACGUCGAGACUGGCGAGCUGGUUCCGUGGUUUACCGACUGCGAUUUCCAGCGCCACGCCCUCGAUUCGGUUUACCGCAAGUCGCACAAGAGUGUGCACCGUAUGGUGGACCGCAUCCGUUCCCUCACCCGUCCUCUGAGUGAGCAGAGCCAGCGUAUCCGUGGCAAGAAGACGCACAUGUACCUCGCCGACGACAUGGUCGGGUACACUGUUUCCGUCUGCGAGAUUACGCACCGUGGUAUGCGUACCCCAGGCUUGACAGUUGCCGAGCAGGUGCCCGAGACGGGUCUCAAGCUCAUCAAACACCUCAUUGGUACCCUCCAGCUUGAGCUGGACCUGUUCUUUGGCACCAAGAUGGACCGCACACCACUGCGUGUGGGCCUCUUUGCGCGCUUCCUGCCGGACUGGUACCGCUCCGCCACUCUUCCCAGCCCCUUGCUCUUCCGCCUGCCGCUCGGUAUGGUCGUCGAGGCAGCGGCCAUCGCCCCGGAUCUCCUGCACGCUGUCAUUGUUAUGAGCUACUACGCCGAGCUCACGCGCACCAUGCUCGGCCUGAGCGUGUACAUUCGCCGCUCACUCGCUGGUCGCCCUCAGCCCCAGCGCCGUUCUACGCCAGCAAAGGACGAAAGUCUCACGGACGCGCUGUCGGUCUUUGCCAACUUCCGCCCUCUCAUGGUGUCAGUCCUCCGCAACGCCGGACCGUUCAUCGACAUUGAGAGCGUCCUCGCCCUCAUCACCGAUGAAAUGCUCGCCAAGGUACUCUACUCGUUCACCUUGCCGUUCCUCCGUCGCGCUGCAAUUGUCUACUAUGCCGUCAACAACGCAUACCCUGUCACCAACCCGGACUACAUCCUCUCCACGGGCAGCGAGUACAACCGCCUUCUCUCGCUCCUGGGCAUCCCGCGUCCCCGUGAGACGCUCGCCAACCCGCACUCGACCGAGACGCCCAUCGUCGCGCGCUGGCUCACCCAGUGGGCCAUGCAGGGCCGUAUCUUACCGCCGCUCGAGUACCCGGGCACGUAUGAGCUCAUGCGCCUGCCCGAGGCGUACGAGGUCGCUGCCAUCAAGUUUGCCGGCCGCAGGUGUGACAAUUGCGGUAUUCGUCCCAGUUACCCCGCACUGUGCCUGUUCUGCGGCAAGCUCGUCUGCCUCGCCGGCGACUGCUGCAGUGAGGGCGAGCAAGGCGAAUGCAACUUGCACAUGAGGGAGUGCGGCGGUGUCGUGGGCAUGUUCGCCGACAUUAAGCGCUGGGUCAUCGUGUACCUCUUUGCCGGCAGCGGCAGCUUUGGGCCCAUGCCAUAUCUCGACCAGUUUGGAGAGCUCGAGACGAGCCUUAGGCGUGGACACCGCCAGUUCCUCCACAAGGGCCGCAUGGAAGAUCUCCGUCGCACUGUUUGGCUCCAGCACGGCGUGCCGACGCUGUGCGCGCGCAAGCUCGAGCUCACGAGCGAUGGCGGUGGUUGGUCAUGCCUGUAA
Molecule: messenger RNA, 5607 nt
Organism: Apiotrichum porosum
Lineage: Eukaryota; Fungi; Basidiomycota; Tremellomycetes; Trichosporonales; Trichosporonaceae
Exons: 6
Coding region: 1-5607 (1868 amino acids)
Biological process (GO): protein ubiquitination; ubiquitin-dependent protein catabolic process via the N-end rule pathway; transcription elongation by RNA polymerase II
Cellular component (GO): transcription elongation factor complex; cytoplasm; ubiquitin ligase complex
Molecular function (GO): ubiquitin protein ligase activity; zinc ion binding
Source: RefSeq, a predicted model, not a curated record